AUGAGGCUCUCGUCGCCGGCGGGCGCCGUCCUCCCGGCCCAGGCGCCGGCGUCGCCGGAAGCUGCUGAGGAGCACAAGUGCCUGAAUUCGGAGCUAUGGCACGCCUGCGCCGGCCCGCUCGUCUCCUUGCCCGCGGUCGGCAGCAGGGUGGUGUACUUCCCACAGGGUCACAGCGAGCAGGUAGCCGCAUCGACGAAUAAAGAGAUCGAGUCUCAGAUCCCCAACUACCCCAAUUUGCCUCCACAGCUUAUCUGCCAGCUGCACAAUGUGACCAUGCAUGUAAGUGUGGAGAUUUGGAGCACAUAUUUUUACCAGCUAAGUAAUAUCACUGCCAGUAUCUUUUUGUUUGAUCAUUGGCUUUAUUAUUACCUUCAGGCUGAUGCGGAGACGGACGAGGUCUAUGCGCAGAUGACCUUGCAACCACUUAACCCGCAAGAGCUCAAAGAUCCGUAUCUACCUGCUGAAUUAGGUACUGCAAACAAACAGCCAACGAAUUAUUUUUGCAAAACAUUAACUGCGAGUGACACAAGCACGCAUGGCGGCUUCUCUGUUCCCCGGCGAGCAGCUGAGAAAGUGUUUCCUCCGCUGGAUUUCACCAUGCAGCCUCCAGCACAGGAGUUGUUUGCAAAAGAUCUUCAUGGCAAUGAGUGGAAAUUCCGUCACAUCUUUCGCGGUCAGCCAAAGCGGCAUCUUCUCACAACAGGCUGGAGUGUCUUUGUAAGUGCAAAGAGACUCGUUGCUGGGGACUCUGUCCUAUUUAUCUGGAAUGACAACAAUCAGCUUCUUCUGGGAAUUCGCCGGGCAACUCGGCCACAAACUGUCAUGCCAUCUUCCGUCCUAUCAAGUGAUAGCAUGCACAUUGGUCUUCUUGCUGCAGCUGCUCAUGCUGCCUCAACAAAUAGCCGGUUUACAAUCUUUUAUAACCCAAGAGCUAGCCCUUGUGAGUUUGUUAUACCACUUGCCAAGUAUGUAAAAGCCGUGUAUCAUACCCGUAUAUCGGUGGGGAUGCGUUUCAGGAUGCUUUUUGAGACAGAAGAAUCAAGUGUUCGGAGAUACAUGGGGACAAUUACAGGAAUUAGUGAUCUUGAUGCUGUCCGUUGGCCAAACUCACAUUGGCGGUCUGUGAAGGUUGGCUGGGAUGAAUCAACUGCUGGAGAGAGGCAGCCAAGGGUGUCACUUUGGGAGAUUGAACCCCUGACAACUUUCCCGAUGUACCCUACUCCUUUUCCACUCAGACUGAAGCGACCAUGGCCAACAGGCUUGCCUUCUCUGCAUGGUGGUAAGGAUGAUGACUUGACUUCCUCGCUCAUGUGGCUUCGAGAUAGUGCAAACCCUGGUUUCCAGUCGCUGAAUUUCGGUGGUGCUGGUAUGAAUCCCUGGAUGCAGCCAAGGCUGGAUGCAUCGUUACUUGGUCUACAGCCUGAUAUUUACCAAACGAUGGCUGCGGCUGCGUUCCAGGACCCAACAAAGAUGUCACCCACGAUGUUGCAGUUCCAGCAGCCACAAAACAUGGUUGGUAGAGCUACGCCGCUUCUGCAAAGUCAGAUUUUACAGCAAAUGCAACCUCAGUUUCAGCAGCAGUCAUACCUUCAAAACAUCAAUGGGGCCACGAUCCAGGGCCAGGCUCAGUCUGAGUUCCUUCAACAGCAGCUCCAACGGUGCCAGUCCUUCAAUGAGCAGAAGCCACAGCUUCUCCAACAGCAAGAAUCAAAUCAGCAGCAAUCACAGGGUAUGCAAGUCCCUCAACAUCAGCAUAUGCAACAACAGAAGAAUAUGGCGAACUACCAGUCAGCAUAUUCUCAACUCUCCCCAGGUCCUCAGUCUUCACCUACAGCACUGCAAACGGCCUUACCGUUUUCGCAGUCUCAGAGCUUUCCGGACACGAAUAUGAGCUCAUUGUCCCCAUCCGGUGCCCCCGCCAUGCAUAAUACCUUGGGGCCAUUCUCAUCAGAAACAGCUUCACACCUGAGUAUGUCAAGGCCUACUGCGGUACCUGUCCCUGACUCAUGGUCGUCAAAGCGAGUUGCAGUGGAGUCUCUGAUUCCUUCUCGGCCUCAGUCCACCACGCAUAUGGAACAGCUAUCCUCAACACCACCUAGCAUACCUCAAAGCUCUGCAUUGGCGCCACUUCCUGGAAGAGGUUGCUUGGUGGAUCAAGAUGGGAGCUCUGAUCCUCAGAAUCAUCUUUUGUUCGGCGUUAAUAUAGACUCACACUCACUUCUGAUGCAAGGAGGUCUUCACGACGAGAAUGAUUCGACGGCAAUGCCCUAUUCCACUUCCAAUUUUCUGAGUCCUUCUCAACAUGAUUUCUCCUUGGAUCAGACACUAAAUAGUUCAGGAUGCUUGGAUGAGUCGGGAUAUGUGCCAUGUUCACACACUCCUGAUCAAGUGAAUCAACCACCUGCAACCUUUGUGAAGGUUUACAAAUCUGGAACCUACGGAAGGUCGCUUGAUAUCACCAAGUUUAGCAACUACCAUGAACUACGUAGGGAACUGGGGCGCCUAUUCGGCCUUGAGGGCCAGUUGGAAGACCCUAUGAGAUCAGGCUGGCAGCUUGUAUUCGUCGACCGGGAGGAGGACGUCCUUCUGGUCGGCGACGACCCUUGGCAGGAAUUCGUGAACAGCGUGUCCUGCAUAAAGAUCCUGUCCCCGCAGGAGGUGCAGCAGAUGGGCAAGCAGGGCCUGGAGCUCCUGAGCUCGGCCUCCGGGAAGAGGCUAGGCGGCGGCGGCGGCGGUAGCAGCUGCGACGACUACGCGAGCAGGCAGGAGUCGAGGAGCCUGAGCACCGGGAUCGCGUCGGUCGGCUCGGUCGAAGUAGAGUUCUGA
Triticum turgidum subsp. durum (durum wheat) is the source of this 2826-nucleotide messenger RNA. The record is from the annotation of a GenBank genome assembly. Lineage: Eukaryota; Viridiplantae; Streptophyta; Magnoliopsida; Poales; Poaceae.